Molecule: messenger RNA, 432 nt
Organism: Halteromyces radiatus
Lineage: Eukaryota; Fungi; Mucoromycota; Mucoromycetes; Mucorales; Cunninghamellaceae
Exons: 1
Coding region: 7-330 (107 amino acids)
Source: RefSeq, a predicted model, not a curated record
GUUGAGAUGUCUUCUUCUCAUCUUCCUUCGCAAUCAAGAGAUCCUAUUAUGGAUGACGAUAAAUUCUCCUUACGCUUCGGUAAUCCAAUUCAAGAAAUUCAUAAUACCAAUCCUUCAAAAGCUACUACCUUUACACCUUACCAAAAUCUCAACGCACCAUCCAUAAUAUACAACGGAACAGAAAAAACUCAGCAUGCUCCUAAAAGCACCAAUAAAAGUAACCACACAAUGUUUCAUCCAUCAUUAUCAUCAUCUAUUAACCGAGAUGUUGGUAAUUUUGCUGAUUUCUAUCAUAAAACAAAUGGUCGUGUAGAUGAAAUUGAUCAUUAAAGUAUAGUAAUAAUAAAUAAAAAAAGAACAAAAACUGUAUACCGAAACCGUCCUCCUGAAUCCCGUUUUUACAUUUUGAAAUGUACCCUCACAAGAUUCAAC